AUGCUCUUUGCAGAGGACGAGUACGUUGAGCGAGUGUUCGAGGUGGAUGUACCGGAGGGCAUCACGCUUCCCGAUGUGAAGGACAAGUUGCAGCUCAGGCUGUACGGAUGGCCAAUGGGCUCCAGUGGUGCCAUCUGCUGGAGGGGUGCGUGGGCUUCGGUACACCUACUCCUCCGGGCAGCUGCGACUUUGCCCCAGCGGCGCGUGCUGGAGCUGGGUGCGGGCUGCGGUUUGUUGGCACACACGGCUGCACUCUUGGGAGCAGAGAGCACCGCCAGCGAUGGCAGCGAGGAUGAAGUUCCGCUUCUGGAAAAGAAUGCGGACGCCUUCAUCGACCGCAUGGGGCUCGGUGGAAGCCUCGCCGCCGCCCACCUGGAAUGGGGCCUGGCCCAUGCGGAAGAGUCAGCACUUUCCGAAAGGAGCUUCGACCUCAUCGUCGGCUCGGAAAUCGUGUACAUUCCGGAGUACAUACCUGCCCUGGCCGAGAGCAUCGCCUACUUGCUGGCUGAUGAUGGGGAAGCUGUGAUCGUCAACACUGCCGUGGCCACACGGACGACGCAGUCGGAGGCCCGCCAGCUUCUGA
Messenger RNA from Symbiodinium sp. CCMP2592, 583 nucleotides. Lineage: Eukaryota; Dinophyceae; Suessiales; Symbiodiniaceae. The record is from the annotation of a GenBank genome assembly.